CGAAGCCCUUCAGUUGCCGUGUAGAGUGAUUUGACGGAGGGAGUCUCUUGUGGAUGGGCCAGCACUACGCUGAAAUCGGCUGCUCGCCUUUGCUAAACACGCAUGUAAUGUUUCGGUGGAAUCUGAACGUGGAAUCUGCUGGAAACAAAUACAACCGUGCGCUUUUGCAUGUCAGGAACGGAGGAAUUGGUCGCUGGUCCACGGCCGCAUAUCGUUUUUUUUCUUCAAAUUUCCCCCUAUGUCACAUGUAAUUAAUCGAAGGCAUGUGGAAUCGCACAAGGAUUAGGAAUUGCCUCCCAUUAGUGUGUCUGCUGUUGACGUUAUGGACGAAGGUGUCCCAGUCAACCGGCUAUUUUGAGCUCCAGUUGAUCAACGUAGAGAAUGUAAAUGGCGAGUUGGCGAACGGGGAAUGCUGCGAUGGCACAAGGAACUCCAAGGACCGGAGGUGUAGCCGAGACGAGUGCGACAUUUACGUCGACGCUUGCCUUAAGGAGUAUCAGAUGGAGGUCAACACGGAAGGCAAGUGCACCUACGGAUCUAAAUCGACACCCGUACUCGGUGGAAAUAUCUUUUCUUUCAAGAGCUCCAAAAACCCUAAUAAAUUCGACGACGCUGGAAAGAUCAUGAUCCCCUUCCAGUUCGCCUGGCCGCGGACUUACACUCUGAUCGUGGCCGCUUUCGAUUGGGACAACACCACACGCAACGGCGGGGAUAAGCUUCUGAUCGAGCGCAGCGUGCACACAGGCUUCCUGAACCCGGGCGAGCAGUGGCACACGGAGCAUCACAACGGGCCGGUGGCGCGGCUGACGUACCGCGUGCGGGUCCGCUGCGACGAGCACUACUACAGCAGCAAGUGCAACGAGCUGUGUGUGCCGCGCGACGACUACUUCGGCCACUACCGCUGCGAGACUUCAGGCCAGCGGGCCUGCCUGGACGGCUGGAUGGGCAAGGACUGCACCAUAGCGAUCUGCAAGCAGGGUUGCAACCUGUUGCACGGGAGCUGCGGCAAGCCUGGGGAAUGCAAGUGCAACUACGGCUUCCAGGGGCCGUUCUGCGACGACUGCGUGCCGUACCCGGGCUGCGUGCACGGGACCUGCGCCGCCCCGUGGCAGUGCAGCUGUGAGAGGAACUGGGGCGGCCUGCUGUGUGAUAAAGACCUGAACUACUGCGGCCGCCACCACCCCUGCAUCAACGGGGGCACCUGCAUGAACACGGAGCCCGACCAGUACCAGUGCCUCUGUCCCCAGGGCUACUCCGGCCAGACCUGCCAGAUAGCUGAGCACGCCUGCGUCUCGGACCCCUGCGCCAACGGCGGGACGUGCCAUGAGGUUCCCUCGGGGUUUAACUGUCACUGCCCGCCGGGGUGGGAGGGCCCCACCUGCGCUAACAACCUGGAUGAGUGUGCCUCUAAUCCGUGUGCCCAGGGUGGGACAUGCGUCGACCUGGACAACAGCUUUGAGUGUGUCUGCCCCCCUCAGUGGAAAGGGAAGACCUGCCAGAUAGACGCUAACGAGUGCUUGGGGAAGCCCUGCCUCAACGCUCACUCUUGCAAAAACUUGAUCGGUGGAUAUCUUUGCGCCUGUCUCUGGGGAUGGUCCGGACAGAACUGUGACAUCAAGGUCAGCAGCUGCCGUGGUCAGUGUCAGAACGGAGCCACGUGCAAGAAGGCCCAGGGGAUCUACCAGUGCCAGUGUCUGCGGGGGUUCACGGGCUCCCACUGCGAGGUCCGGGCGAGCGCCUGCGACUCCGGGCCCUGCCACAACGCGGGGCGCUGCCACGACCUCCGGGGGAGCUUUGUGUGCGAAUGCCCCCCCGAGUUCUCAGGAGAACUGUGCGAGAUCCCCAGUUGGAUGCCCUCCGACCCCUGCCACCCCGACCCCUGUGAGAACAAAGCCAGGUGCCACGGCCAGGCCCAGGAUUUCUACUGCGCCUGUCCCGAAGGCUACCAGGGGAAGACCUGUGGGCAGGCCCGGGACCGCUGCCGGAGCCCGCCCUGUCAAGCGAUUGACAGCUGCACCAUCACCGUGGCGACCAACAACUCGUCGGAGGUGCGGCACAUCUCCUCCAAUGUGUGCGGGCCCCGGGGCACAUGCAGGAGCCAGCCGGCGGGCAACUUCACCUGCCUCUGUGAUCCGGGCUUCAUGGGCACCUACUGUCACGAGAACGUCAACGACUGUGACAGUAGCCCCUGUCGCAGUGGAGGAACGUGCAUCGACGGUUUGAACUCCUUCCAGUGCAUCUGUCCCGACGGCUGGGAAGGCCGACUUUGUGACCUCAACGUGAACGAAUGCAGACACAACCCCUGUAAGAACGGCGGGCACUGCGUCGACCUGGUCAAUGACUUCCACUGCAAGUGUGCCGACAGCUGGAAGGGCAAGACCUGCCACUCGCGCGAGAAUCAGUGUGACUCCACCACCUGCAGUAACGGAGGCACCUGCUACGACCACGGGGACGCCUUCCGCUGUGCCUGCCCGCCCGGGUGGGGGGGCAACACCUGCAACACGGCCAUGAACAGCACCUGCUCGUCCAGCCCCUGCUCCAACGGAGGCACCUGCGUCGGCGGAGGAGACACCUUCACGUGCAUCUGCAAAGAGGGCUGGGAGGGCCCCGCCUGUGGCCGAAACACCAACGACUGCAACCCUCACCCGUGCUACAACGGCGGUGUCUGUGUAGAUGGGGUGAACUGGUUCCGCUGCGAGUGCGCGCCCGGUUUUGCUGGUCCAGACUGCCGCAUCAAUAUAAACGAAUGCCAGUCGUCGCCCUGUGCUUACGGCGCCACCUGCGUGGACGAGAUCAACGGAUUCCGCUGCAUCUGCCCUUUGGGGAGAACGGGGACGCUAUGCCAAGAGUUCGUGGGCAUCGGGAAGACCUGCCACCACCACGGCCUCCAGUUCCCUCACGGCAGCCUCUGGGACGAGGAGUGCAACAGUUGUCGCUGCGCCGAUGGCAAAGUGCUCUGCACUAAGGUGCUGUGCGGCCGCCUCCCCUGUCUGCUCCAGAGCCCCCCAGGAGGCGAGGAGGCGGGCGGGGGCGUGCGCCGGCCGUGCCCCGCGGGCCGGGAGUGCCUGGAGCACGGCUACCUCACCUGCUUCUCGCCCCCCUGCCACCAGUGGGGGGUCUGUUCCGCCCCGGGCCCCCUGCUCACGCCCCCGCCCACCAAGUGCCAGCCCAACACGGGCUACCUGGACAACAGCUGCGCCCACAUCACGCUGGUCUUCAACCGGGACAAGGUGCCCACCGGCACCACGGUGGAGAACAUCUGCUCAGAGCUGCGCUACCUGCCAGACACCCGGUCUCUGGCCCAGGACCAUGCCCUGGUCCUGCUCUGUGACCUGUCCCACUCCACCAGCGACGCCGUGGAGGUGGCCAUCUCCUUCCAGCCUCAGGACCAGUCAGACCAAAGCAGGAUCCAGGACGCGGUCAGCAUCAUCGUCGGCACGCUGUCCAAGCGCCACAACAGCACCGUCAUGCCUGCGGUCAUCAAGGUCAAUGUGGAGACGCAGGCAUUUCCUCCGUCACUGGACUACCUGGUGCCCCUGCUGUGCGCCCUCUCCUGCGUGCUCUGCCUGCUCUGUGUGUGCGUGUGCGCCUGGUGGACCCGCAAGCGGAGAAAAGAGCGGGAGAGAAGGAGGGGCGGAGGCGGGGCCCUGGGAGGCGGCGGCGGCGGCGGCGGCACGGCCUCGGAGAGCGUGAACAACCAAUGGGAGGCUCUCCGGCCGCAGAAGCAGCAGCAGGAGCAGCAGCAGCCGCCGCAACAGCAGCUUCCGCUGCUCAAAGACAGCAACCGAGAGGCGGAGCAGGAGCGGAAGAAGCUCAUUGGCUCCUCCUAUCGGACGUGUGACGGAGAGGACGACGAGGAAGAGGAGGAGGAGGAGGAAGAGGAGGAGGAGAUGGAGGGAAAGCUGGAGUUUGAGGGGGACGUGGCGAUGGAGGCGGGGAAGUGGCAGGUUUGCAAGUACUCAAAGGGGGCGGCGCAGCCCAGCGAGGGGGUGAUCUGCACCUCGCGCAGCACCGGGGCGGCGCUCCACAAGGCGCCACACCGGACGCCCGCCUACUGCCCCAAAGACAACCGCUGGAGACACCCCAGCGUGGGCGCACCCGCGCCCAGAGGCUCCAGAGACCAUUGUGUAUAAAGGUGGACCUAGGGGGGCGUAGAGAGACAAAGCAGCAGGACUUUUGGACCAUAAGACGUGAGACAGCGCACGUUGAGUGGCUGUACUUUUUUGGGGGCGAUACGAAAAGGGGUUAAAAAAAGGCUUUAAGUUGAACGAAGCCAUUCUUUUUUUUUUUUUUACUAUUGUCUCUCUGAAGAAUUGUUCAGCCUAAGCGUUAGAAAGAAGUCGGCUUCGAGUUUUGGCUUCAGGAUUUUUUUUUAAUUGAUAUUAUUAUUAUUAUUAUUAUUUUUAUGACUAUCAUUAUGUUCGAAGGAGAAGAACAAAACUAUCCAGUAGGCUGGAAAAUGCCCAUCCCUAUCUUUUUUUUAUUAUUAUUAUUAUUGUACCAUUUUUGUAAGGAUGAUAAGUCUACAUGGAUAAAGAAUAGUUCCUGUAUUCGUUUUGUUUGUUUACAGAUGAUGAUGGUUUGUGUUUUGGUAAGCAGGCUCCUCAUUGGUGAAACAACCAACCAACACUAAAAGGGGUGGGGGGGGAGAUCACCGGACCGCUUCUUCUUCUUCUUCCCAUGAAAAGUGUUCAAUGGGACUAGACCGGCUCAUAGUCAGGACCUGCAGCCGCCCUCCACCAUCUC
Messenger RNA from Gadus morhua (Atlantic cod), 4746 nucleotides. It is a transcript of the gene jag2b, whose product is annotated as jagged canonical Notch ligand 2b. The record is from RefSeq and is a predicted model, not a curated record. The transcript is spliced from 26 exons. Gene Ontology annotation, biological process: multicellular organism development; Notch signaling pathway; cell communication. Gene Ontology annotation, cellular component: membrane. Bases 264 to 4133 code for a protein of 1289 amino acids. Gene Ontology annotation, molecular function: Notch binding; calcium ion binding. NCBI's taxonomy places the organism in Eukaryota, Metazoa, Chordata, Actinopteri, Gadiformes, Gadidae.